This is a messenger RNA of Erpetoichthys calabaricus (reedfish), 2399 nucleotides long. RefSeq names its product leucine-rich repeat protein SHOC-2. The transcript has 6 exons. The record is from RefSeq and is a predicted model, not a curated record. The coding region runs from base 20 to 931 and encodes 303 amino acids. Lineage: Eukaryota; Metazoa; Chordata; Cladistia; Polypteriformes; Polypteridae. Gene Ontology annotation, molecular function: protein binding.
UCCGUACCCGCAGUCCCGGAUGCCAUCGUUUUGGCUUAGCGGAAGCGGCCGUUUCCAUGGUUGCACAAAGACGCCUCUAAGGAAAACGAAGAAUUUGACUGCACAUACGGACAAGUCAGAGAAGAUCACCAUGGCCAUAAAAGAGGUUGAGACCUUCCUGCUGGAAGCUCUUUAUAAACAGUCCGAGUCACUAAAUCUCAGUCAUCGCCAGCUGCUGGUUCUACCUCCAUUUAUCUCUCAAAUGAUCGACUUGAGAAGAUUAUAUGUGAAUGACAAUCAACUUGUUUUACCGCCUACAGAGGUGUUGUCCCUGAAAAACCUGGAAGAGCUAAUUCUCGAUCAGAACCAGCUGACUUUGUUGCCUAGUGGCAUUGGCUGUCUCAGUCGCCUAACGUAUUUGAGCGUCAGCCAUAAUCCUCUUUGUGUUCUUCCAGAAGAAAUUGGAGAGUUAGGGGAACUGCGAGAGCUGUGGGCUGUUAACUGCCAUCUCAUCUCAUUACCCUCGUCAAUCUGCAAUCUGCAAAAGCUCCAGAAGCUUGGGGUGCGUAAAAACCGGAUUGCUAAACUGCCAAGUGAAUGUGUGCACCUUUCGCAGCUGCAGUGGUUAAAUCUGGCUGAUAAUGAACUGCGGGAACUCCCAGAUGAAUUCCUGAAACUCCACGCUUUGGCAUACAUCAACCUGGAUGGAAACAAAUUUGAACAAGUUCCAGCAUCCAUAUCAGAUAUGGAAAGUCUUCUGGUGCUCAGCAUGCAGUACAAUUUAAUUCGUUCACUGCCAGAUGACAGAAUCAUCGGUUUAACAGGCCUGACUAAAUUAGAUCUAAGAAGAAACCCUUUAACCGUCAGACCUGAUCACUGGAAGGGCCUGGAGUUCAUAUUACUGGGAGAAACUUUGGAUCCGGUGAUUUGUGGUGAUACACCUAGAAGAUAAUUUUAUGAUGAGGAAGACAACUCAGAGGAGAAAGGGAAUAUCUAGAAAAAUAUAAAGACUACACUAUACUUGAUCAAUCUGAAGUGUAUUGUGAACCAUUUUAACAUCCUCUAAAGACAAAAACCAAAUAUAAAAUGUGAAGAAAGGACGCUGAAUGCCUCGCUACUCUUACAGCGCUGUUCAUAAUUGGUAAAUGACGUUACAAUUUCAUGCUGAUGGAGUCUACUAUGGUGUAUGCCUAAUGUUAAUGAAACAAAUGCAUAUUUUCGUUGGGUCAGUGUGAUAAACUAUAGGUACAAUACUAUCUAAUAUUAAAAAAUAACUAUAUUGUAGUUUUUAUUACACAUACAUACAUCCAAUUUUGGUUGUAUACUUAUUGUGCAGUAUAAAUAUGUUUACAGUUUUGCAGGUUUCAUAUCAGCGUGGCCUAUUUGACUAUUUAGAAUUUAAGCCCCAUAAUAGAAGACACUCUUUUCUUUUUCAAAUUUUCUCAUCAGUUCAAAUGCUUAGACACGCUGAUGUACUCUGAUUUCAUCCAGUGGUCUACAGCUAAUCUCAGUUCCUUUUGGAUACACAGUGAUGCAUUUUCAUUAUUUUCACAAUUGAAUUACAGUUGGGACUAUGAGAUGGCUGUAAAUGGAUCAAGCAAGCCUCCUGCCAAAUUGAGGCGUACUGUUGAGAUGCAUGCACUGAACCAGCAGCUGGGCACCAGAAAACUCACACCGACUGCUCCAGUAUCCGUCAAUAAGGGGCGCGCACAUAAAGGCGACCAUCCUGUGCAGAUGUGAGUUGUUUACACACCCAGCACACUCCCCCUCAAUGUCAAUACAAAGCUUGGGGAUUGAAUUGGGAUGUAGGGGUUUAGCAAAGGGGUUGAUGGGUAGCUGACUGCUAGUUGUUUUUUUGGUUGCUGGCAAGUAGAUAUCAUCUCACAAUUCUACAUAAAGCAACUAACAAAAGACAUAUUAUUCAAGAUUAAGAGGAAAUCAAUGAUGUGUACAUUUUUUGAAGGGCUGUUAAUUAGAAAAGAUACUUUUAUUUCCUUUGUAUACCCUGCUUACUCCAUUGAACAAAUACAAACCCCGGGGGCCACCUCAAAAAUGUGAAUUUCUUUUUAGAAUCUUUACACUUGAGAAAAGGUGGCGGGUUUAAUCAGCAAAGUGUUUCAAAAUGUAAAAAGUCUGUCCGAUUCCAAUGAGAUCACAUACAUGGAACUCGGGUAACUCGUAUGUGGCCCACAGCCCUAAAUCUUUGUGAUUAUGGAAGCUACGGAUACAGCAUAAAACUGUGCUUUCUAGAAACAGAAUUAUGGAAAAAAUAUUUUAUUGUAAAAUGUAUAUUUUGUUAUUUAUUAUUUAUUAGCAAAUAAAAAUGAUUUGCUUAAUCUUGUCUACACUACUUGCAUCUACUGCCAUAAGAAUUCUGUAUGGAACUCUGUAAUAAAAUAAAUCAAACUAUGAACAUCAAA